AUGCAUCGGGGAAAAAAAAUUGUGGCUUUGGUUUCUGAGGCUUAUGAAAGUGUGGCUGAAACAGCUGGAAAUGUAGCUCCGAAGUCUGAUUAUAAUUCAAAUAAAGUAAUACACGUUUUAGAAGACAUUCAGUUACAAUGUGCCGAAUCAAGACAGUUUAUACCAGAAAAUUCAGAUUUAGUUACCAACAAAACUUAUUAUGAGAUAAAUGAUGACAUCAAUAUAGGUUCACUGACUAGUCUUGAUCUACCAAGUACUUUUAUUACAGAAAAUAUAGACGAUACUAUUUGUCCUGACAUGACAUUUCCCAAUACUACAUUCUGUGACUUGUCUUCAGUCAAAAUUUUGUCGGGUUAUGAUGCUCACAAUACUUACAUCACGGACCAGGAUUUGAUUAUAGUACCAUCACAAAGUGAAAUAGAAUUACAAGCAACACAGAUUUUGAUCCCAGAUAUUAUAAGCAGUUCCGAUACGCAUACCAUUCAAACAUUAGGUAAAACAAUAUCUCAUGAAUCAAGUACCAGUACUAUAGAAAGUAUACCUCAUGUUGAAAAUACACAUCAUAACGUCGUACCUAAUCCACCGAUAUCGGAUUGUAGUGAUACAGAGAACAAGCUUGUGCCUUAUUCUGAUACUGACUCAGAUUCGCUUGCUAAAAUUAAAAAGAGUAAGAAACGAAAGAAGCGUUUUAAAGUUGAUAAAAAAGAAUGGGUUGCUGAAAAGAAUAAACAAAGAAGACAAGAAGGUAAAACAUAUUUUGGAGAGAGAGAAAACAAGACUGUUGGAAUUAUAAUAAACCCAAAGAAGCACGGUCCAUGA
Molecule: messenger RNA, 819 nt
Organism: Spodoptera littoralis (African cotton leafworm)
Lineage: Eukaryota; Metazoa; Arthropoda; Insecta; Lepidoptera; Noctuidae
Source: the annotation of a GenBank genome assembly